GGGCUUCUCAGCUUCCCGACAUGCGCGGCGGCAUGGCGGCCAGACCCGGAAGUUCCGGGCGGAGUUUGUGCUGCUACUGAGUCGAGUAGCUUGCACAGAAACCGGACAGAUGGCUACGACCCGCCCAGUGCUGUGCCUCUUUGAUGUGGAUGGGACCCUGACGGCCCCGCGGCAGAAAAUUACCAAAGAAAUGGAUGACUUUCUACAAAAAUUGAAGCAGAAGAUCAAAAUUGGAGUGGUAGGCGGCUCAGACUUGGAGAAAGUACAGGAACAACUGGGAAAUGAUGUGGUGCAGAAAUAUAACUAUGUGUUUCCAGAAAAUGGCUUGGUAGCAUUUAAGGAUGGGAAACUCUUAUGUAAACAGAGUAUUCAAGGUCACCUGGGUGAGGCCCUAAUUCAAGAUUUAAUCAACUACUGUCUAAGCUACAUUGCAAAAAUUAAACUCCCGAAGAAAAGGGGCACUUUCAUUGAGUUCCGAAAUGGGAUGCUGAAUGUGUCCCCUGUUGGACGAAGCUGCAGCCAAGAGGAACGCAUUGAGUUCUACGAACUUGAUAAAAAAGAAAACAUAAGACAAAAAUUCGUAGCAGAUCUGCAGAAGGAAUUUGCAGGGAAAGGCCUCACAUUUUCCAUAGGAGGCCAGAUCAGCUUUGAUGUCUUUCCUGAUGGAUGGGACAAGAGAUACUGCCUGCGACAUGUGGAAAAUGACGGUUACAAGACCAUUUACUUCUUUGGAGACAAAACUAUGCCAGGUGGCAAUGACUAUGAGAUCUUCACAGAUCCUCGAACUGUGGGCUACACCGUGACAGCACCCGAGGACACACGCAGGAUUUGUGAAGAGCUCUUCGCUUAAUACAGAAGAGGAAGGGUCCUGGCCAGCAAGCCUGAAAGGUCACUGGGGCAGAGCCAGAGCCCCUGACAUACAUGCACACUACAGGCACCUCUACCCCCAAGCUGACUCUGCACUGUCCAGUCACGCACAGUCUGGACGCCAGCCUCUCAGACAGGGAAUCACCCCACCACCACCACCACCAGCGGCCUGGCCUUCUACCUCCAUUGCCAAAGCAUCCAGAAGGAAGAAAAGCCUUGUCAAGAAUGCCUGGGCUGGAGGAGUACCCAUCUAUGAUGCAAGAGGCUCUAGGUUCAAAAGAAAAAAGACAAAUCAGUGCAGGUGUGGUGCACGUGUAUGAUCCCAGCACACUUGAGGCCGAGGCAGAAACUGUAAGUUGGAGAUGAGCCUCAGCUACAAAGUGAGCUCAAGGCCACCCUGAACUAUGUAGUGAGAGCCUGCCUCAAAAAAGCAAAACAAAUGUUUCAGGAGUAGCAAGAAGACUUUGUCCUGUAGCCCCCAGUCUGAGUUCUGCCUGAUAUCUGCACUGGGAUUACACGUGACUUUUUUGAAACUGCCCAGUCAUUCCAGAACAAUACAGAACAGAUGUGCCUGGGCCUCUCUGUGAGUCUUGUGAAAAUUUAACAGUGGUUAAUGUCCAGCUCUCUGUGUUGUCAGCACCAAAAGGGAAUCUGAUGACAAAGAAGAGCCGCCAUCCUCAGUCACUUGCUCCCGGUAUUAAACGCUAUUCCACCCCCAGCCCAAGUCUGAAUGGAGGCUGGGAUCAUGAGCAUGGGUGGUAUUAGGCCAAAUGACUGGGUAGUGUUUCCCUGUUUGUGAGCCAUAGACCUCAGGUUGGCCUGCCUGACAGGUGGCUGACCAAGUGACAACUGACCCUAUGGAGUUGCACCUUGGCUGCCCUGGAAGUCAGGGCAGCUCUACAGUCACCACAGUGAACAGCCUGGUUUCUUUCCUAUAGCCAGCCACCAAUCCUGGAGGACACAAGACCCAUCACCCUUUCCCACGGAAGCUGGAUGGGAGGGUAGGAGUCACCAGGAGCACUGAGGCAAUGGUUUAAGAGCAGCACCUGCACACUGGGCUGUCCGCACUGUCCAGGUGCUAGUCCAGACCUGGAUUUCAGGAGUGAGAGCUCCCACUGCCCUCUACCUCCCCCCUGUCCUUUUCAGGGACCUGGCUGGGAGAUUCCUGAGAACGGUUCAUGGGACACUGCAGUAACUAAAAACAAUGGCACUCACAACCCCUCCAACAGGUUGGUGCUGGGGCUUAGGGACCACCAGGUACUCCCCACAGAUGAGCUUGCCAGCCCCUGCCACUCAGCUGUUCAACCUCAAUGAGGAGUUCAGCAUCAAUGAGGCAUAAGCCUGAAGUAACCCACACCUGCCCCCUCACCCUCUUGUGGGUCUUGGGAUUUCCUAGAGCUGGCCACUCUGUGGCCUUUAUCUCGUAUGCUGGUUGAGUUUUGCAAAUGGUACUGUAACAGAUGAAGUCCGGUACAUUAAAGCAACUUUGAUUGCUCCUUC
Molecule: messenger RNA, 2367 nt
Organism: Cavia porcellus (domestic guinea pig)
Lineage: Eukaryota; Metazoa; Chordata; Mammalia; Rodentia; Caviidae
Gene: Pmm2
Product: phosphomannomutase 2
Exons: 8
Coding region: 110-850 (246 amino acids)
Biological process (GO): GDP-mannose biosynthetic process; mannose metabolic process; protein N-linked glycosylation
Cellular component (GO): cytosol
Molecular function (GO): phosphomannomutase activity
Source: RefSeq, a predicted model, not a curated record